GAUAUAUAUUUGAUAUCUCAUUACAUUAGAUUCAAUCCAUCUAACCCGCUGGUAGUGUAGUCGUCGGUUAAAGGGCAGGGGAGAAGGGAGAGCAGGCAAACACGAAAGAUGCAUUCCUUCGGUUACAGAGCCAAUGCUCUCCUAACUUUUUCUCUCACGAUUCUAGCUCUCAUGUGCGCCAUGGCUUCUCUUUCGGACAAUCUCAACUCUCCUUCCCCCACUGCAAGUGUUAAGGUCUUGAAUAUCAAUCGGUUUCAGAAGAAAUCAACUGGGGAUGACGAGGUUGGGAUUACACUAGAUAUAUCUGCAGACCUACAGUCAUUGUUUACAUGGAACACAAAGCAAGUUUUUGUAUUUCUAGCUGCUGAAUACAGUACUCCAAAGAACAUCCUUAAUCAGGUUUCAUUGUGGGAUGGUAUCAUACCAGCACAAGAUGGUGCAAAAUUUUCUAUAAAAACCAAGAACAAGUACAGGUUCAUUGAUCAGGGAAGCAACCUUCGUGGGAGAGAUUUUAACUUGACAUUACACUGGCAUGUGAUGCCGAAAACUGGGAAGAUGUUUGCUGACAAAUUAGUCCUGCCCGGAUUUCGCCUGCCCGAGUUUUUUCCGGAUUCCGAUCCUUCUUCUUCGCACCAAUUCUUCGUCUCCUUCCAGCUUUAUCCCUCUAAUCCCUGUUCGUCUUCUUCACCCAAAAAUCAAUUUGUACUGGCUUGGUUUCAUCAAAACUCGAUCGCUCACCACAGCCCGAUUCUCGAACUCAAAUCGAAGCCGUUGUUUCAUCUCCUCAUAAUUGCAAAUAGAAGCUACUGA
Molecule: messenger RNA, 810 nt
Organism: Lactuca virosa
Lineage: Eukaryota; Viridiplantae; Streptophyta; Magnoliopsida; Asterales; Asteraceae
Source: the annotation of a GenBank genome assembly